This is a messenger RNA of Cryptococcus wingfieldii CBS 7118, 1551 nucleotides long. RefSeq lists its product as hypothetical. The transcript has 4 exons. Bases 1 to 1551 code for a protein of 516 amino acids. NCBI's taxonomy places the organism in Eukaryota, Fungi, Basidiomycota, Tremellomycetes, Tremellales, Cryptococcaceae. The record is from RefSeq and is a predicted model, not a curated record.
AUGUCCUCCCAAUCACACGACCUUCAGCCACCGAUUACAAGGUCGAGUUCCGCCGAGGAAAUCAAAGUCACCGAGACAACAAGCAACACAGUGUACACACCCGUCAAGCCAGAGUCAGCUGCCAAGGAGGGAGAGGCCGCUGCGGUUGUCGUUGACGACACGGAGGCAGCACAUGAUCCAAUCCAAGAGCCGACAGGACCGGUGAAGGAUGUUGUGGAGACGACUUGCACUCCAGACGAGCCUUCACUCGCUCGAAGCACGCCCACCAGUCCCACUCCAGCCGCCGAGCCUUCGCAUCAACUGGCUCCUCCAGCAGAACCCAUUCGUCCUCCUUCCCAGAACUCGUCCCAGAACUCUUCCGAGAAGAGGUUAAGGCUCAAUCUUAGCAAGUCGAUGCAAAACUUGAAGAAGCGCAAGGGGAGUGAGGUGAAGACCAGAAAACGGGGUAAUUCUCAGAAUGAGAAAGAGAGCAUCCCUCCAGUACCCACUCUUCCCGGUCGUCCCGUCGUUGCUACAGCAGAGAAGCCGAAAUCCUUCGGUUUCGCUGCAUUCUUCCGCAAGCUCACCGGUCAGUCUUCUGAGAAGGAGCGAUGCGACAAGAAGAGCAAAGCCGAGAAGAAGAAGACUCUGUUCGCAUCAGCUUCCAAGGCUGUACAAACCGAGGACAAGGUGGCGCCCCAGGAGAUCAAGGAGGCUCAGAAAGAGACAAAGGAGAUCGUCCCUGAAGAGAAGGUGGUGGAAGAGAGCAAGAUUCCGAUCUCAGCUGUUCAACCGGCCGCACAAGGACCAGUCGAUCCUUGCCAGAUACCACUUCCGCCCUCACCUCUCGUGGCUCCUAUCAUUCUUGAGCCAGUCAUCGCACCGGCUGCCGACCAGAAGGACACCACCAUCAAUCCCCAAGCUCAGGCCAUGCUCUCGCUUGAAGGCUUCUCCAUCAACACCAAUGCUCCCCCUGCUAGGUCUUCAAGCUCUGAUGCUCAGGUGUCCCCUCGGCAGAUCACUCAAAGAGCGCCAGAGGACCGAAUGCCUUCCCCUAUCCGCAUCCCCUCGGUGCCCAACCUUCGAGUGAAGACGCCGCUCUCCGCGUCGUCUGUUGGAUCCACAGUCGACGAAGACCGAUUGAUCACUCCCGUCGAGUCGCGCAGCAGCGCUCAUGGAUCAUCAUUGGAAAGGGCGAGUGUCUUUGCCGGAAGAGCGGGCGAGACCAAGCUGCAGCCGAGGAGGAGUCACAGCCCACCUAAAACAACUGAUUUGAGCGAAAUGGGUAUGGGUGGAGGCCCUGGUUCUUCUGGGUUGGCAUCCACAAAGAGCAAGAGCUGGCGGAGGUCUAUGAUUAAUCUCUCGAGCCCGCUUGACCGUCGCGAAUCUCACAAGCGCCCACCUACAUCCCACGAUGCUUGCAUCGCUCAGCAGCAGCGUAUCAAGCUCAACAGGGUUUCUUGUCAGCCCGUGAUCUACAGGACGGGGGCCGAAGCUGUCAGGGGCAAGAUGGCAACUAUGGGCAUGAGGGAGGAGGACGAGGAGGUUGCUGAGACAUUCUUCAUGUCAUGA